AGUCGUGGGGGAGACGGUGCAUAGACAUGGAAAUUUGAUUAGAGCGCACAUUCUGACCGACAGACUAUAGACCAAUGGGAUAGGAGAAGUCUCCCUCUCCCCCCUUGAAGGAAGCGUUUCCUAACUGGCAGCAGGAAAGAUUCCUCCUCCCCGCCGCUACCCAGUGGUGUUGAAAUGCGGAAGGAGGACGUCUGUGUUGAACAUAGUAUGUUCCCGCCUUCUGGUCGCCUCCUUCCCGCCUCUCCGAUUGGGCACUUGGGGCUCCUACUCGGCCUCCCAUUGGGCAGCUGCGGGAGCGCGGGGAGGCGCGACAGAUGAGCGCGAGCGUUCGAACCCAGGCUUGGUGGGGUUGCCAUGGGGACGGGGCCUAGUGUUGUCUCGGGAGCCUGCUUCGGUCGGGAACGCCGGGCUUGCGGUGAGGGGAGCAGCGCCCCGGGCUCGUCUGGGAAGCAGCAGCCAGAGAGAGAGAGAGACGAGGGACGAGAAAGCACGGGGCGACAACGGGAUUGAGCAGGAACUGCCAGCAUCUUCAUGUUGCAGCAUAGCUGAGAUGUCCUCUCAGGGCUUUGGAAUUUCCUAUCCUGAGCUGGAAACAUGAAGCUCUGGGUACAGAAGUACAGAAGCUUUCCCCCCACCCUACCCCCUUCAUUUCUACAACUUGAAAGGAAGAAGCUGGUUGCCAGGAACAGCAUGAAGAAAACAUUCUCUGUUUUUUGAAAGCUUUGCUUGUUGGAAAAGACAAAUGUUUAAAUAAUUGUCAGCUUGCAGAUUGGCGCUCUUCACAAACCAUGAAGAUGAGAUGUUUCCAGUCACAACAGCUGUUGUUGGCUGUCAUGAGGAUAAGAUGGAGAGUAGGGAAGAACCGUGUAUGCUGUCCUGAGCUCCUUGGAGACAGCAUUUUGAUCAUGAAUCAUGGGGAUCAUUUGGGACACAUGGAUGGCCAGAAGAGACUCAUCUAAAUUUAGGCACAUUGCUCUCUGUAGCUGUUGGAGUGGAUUUCUGCAACUUGGAAUGCUUGUUCUAUAGACUUUGCAAGGGUAAGAAGGUAGCAGAAACAAACCUUGAAUAGAAGAUGGCCUCAUGUCUGUAUGAAUGCCUCUGUGAGGCAGAACUUGAAAAAUAUUAUCCCCAUUUUAUUGCCCUUGGCUUUCAGAAGAUUGAUGACCUUGCCACUGUCCCCAUGAAAGAUUACACUAAGCUAGGGGUACAUAAUAUGAAGGACCGCAAGCGCCUCUUUCAGCUCAUUAGGAUAAUCAAAGUCUUGCAAGCAGAAGAGGAAGCGGCAGAAAAAAACAAGCCGCGUAUUCAGGCAGGUGCUCUCUACCUCCAACCUCAGGGAGCUAGACCUGGUCCUCGUAGGCAGCUCCACUUUGAUUCCCUCUUGGAGGAAAGAGAUGGAGGAAAAGACUUUGAGCCUGGAUUCUGCACAUCAUCCAGUUGCCCUGCGAAUGAAGAUAAAGAUGAUUUGCCUGCAGCCUUGAGGCAUGACUCUGAGUACAAAAAAGCCAGAAAAGACACUUUGAAUGCACCUGCAGCAUGGACCGAAUACAAAGUGGGCAUUCCAGCUAUCAGUUCAUCUACUGGCAUUACCCCUCUCUUAGGGGAUGCUGAAGCCCCCAUUAUACAAAGAGUUGCUCAUAUUUCAGGUUAUAAUUAUGGAGUGCCUCAUUCUUUUAUCAGACCUAAUGCCUCUGAGAAGGAAAUGCCGUGGACUGAGACGGACAAGAUCCGGGUGUGUGUUCGAAAGCGUCCACUGGGCUUAAGAGAGGAGCGACGUGGAGAAGUAAACAUCAUCACAGUGGAAGAUACAGAAACUCUCCUACUCCAUGAGAAAAAGGAGGCAGUUGACCUCACCCAGUACAUUUUGCAGCAUGUGUUUUACUUUGAUGAAGUCUUUGGGGAGGCUUGUUCCAAUCAGGAUGUGUACAUGAAGACUGCUCACCCCCUCAUUCAGCACAUUUUCAACGGUGGCAAUGCCACUUGCUUUGCAUAUGGGCAAACGGGUGCUGGCAAGACAUACACUAUGAUUGGCACUCAUCAAAACCCAGGGCUCUAUGCUCUGGCUGCUAGAGAUAUCUUCGGGCAACUAGAAACAUCCCCGACUAGAAAGGACCUUCAUGUCUGGAUCAGCUUUUAUGAGAUCUACUGUGGGCAGCUUUAUGACCUACUGAAUGGAAGAAAGAGGCUUUUUGCAAGGGAAGAUAGUAAGCAUAUUGUACAGAUAGUCGGGCUCCGUGAAGUCCAGGUGGAUACGGUCAGCCUGCUCCUAGAGGUUAUUUUGAAAGGUGGGAAAGAACGCAGUACUGGGGCAACUGGAGUCAAUUCGGAUUCCUCCCGUUCGCAUGCUAUUAUCCAGAUUCAGAUUAAAGACACAUCCAACAGAGUGUUUGGGAGGAUCUCAUUUAUUGAUCUUGCUGGCAGCGAGAGAGCAGCUGAUGCUAGAGACUCUGACAAGCAGACAAAAAUGGAAGGUGCAGAAAUCAAUCAAAGUCUUCUAGCUCUGAAAGAGUGCAUCCGUGCCCUCGAUCAGGAACAUUCUCACACGCCCUUCAGGCAAAGCAAACUGACUCAGGUCCUAAAGGAUUCCUUUAUUGGCAACUCGAAGACAUGCAUGAUAGCCAACGUCUCGCCCAGCCACAUAGCUACGGAACACACUCUAAACACCUUGCGGUAUGCUGACAGGGUGAAAGAGUUGAAGAAGGGGAUGAAAUGCUGCACGCCUGUUGCUUCCAGGCGGCGGACGACAGGACGUCUGUCUCCAAAACGCAUCCAGAGUUCUCUUUGUGUGCAAGCUGGAGAAAAGAGCUCCCCCAAGAAAGUCAGGCUAGGGCUGCAGCAUUCCCCAGCACCUGCAGCUUCUGUACGGAUGAAGGCUUCUCCUUUGCUGUUCCACCUAGGGCACCCCCCUUCCUUUUCUACACCCAAGGGACAGGUCCGCAAAGGGCAUCCUGGCACUCCAGGACUCGGCCGUGCCAGCCCACCUAAAGGCUCUCUGAGAGCAGGCCCACCGGCCAAGAAGAUGACCGAGGACCCAACGCUGCCCUCUGAGAAGAGCCACGUCGGGAAGGACUGUGUGGCCAGGAAAGAAGGAGGCCAAGGAGACAGGCAGCGGGUCAAGGGCCUGAAGGUGCAGCCUGUGCAGAAGCAGCUCCUUUCCAGAACUGACUUUUGCCUUGGGGACACGGAUCAUCCUUCAGCCCGCAUUAAGGAGGGUGGCAGAGCAUUGGGUGAGCAGUGCGCUGUGGCGCAGACCAGUCUUCCACCACACCAGAAAGAUAGGGAGCAGCACCUUCGUCUUUACCACCAGCAGUUCCAGCAGCCUCCUAUUCUGCAGCAGAAGCUGAAUUACCAACCUCUGGAGCAGUUCUUGUCCCAGUACAAGCCUCAGGAGAUCCAGGUAAAGCCAGAUCCCCUUGGCCAGCCUCCCUUCCUUGUGUCCCCACAGUGCCGAGAUGAGACUAUGCAGCUAGAGGACCUGGAUGACAGCGACUUUAGUGAGGAUUCCUUCUCUCCUGGGCCCAGUCAGAGGAAGCCUGAGGGAGACGCUACCGGGGAUUGCGUCCAGGGCUCGUUUUUUCUCCAUCAGAGAGAGUGUGGGGCCAAAGGCCAGGGUGGACAGGAGCUGUUUUUCAAACAAGAUGAGCUUGAGAAUAAAGGUGGAACCUCACCAAGGAUGGAGAAAGCUGCUAGCUGCGAGGAGAGCAGGAAGAGUCAAUCUGACUGGAGCACAGUGGCAACUGCAAUGCUAGAUUGCUCUCCAAGGAAUGACAUGCCAGAGAAGCCUUAUUGCUCGCAAGAUGACAAUGCUGUGUAUAACAGGAUAAGUACCAAAGAUGUCCUUGCCAGGCAAACGCAACUCCCAUUUGCAGAUCUCUGUCUGGGAUGCCCUGAAGAGUGCUUCUCCUUGCCAGAAAAGACACUACCAAGUCCACUCUCUGCCCACAUGUUGGCAUCCACAAGGUGUACUGGUGAUGCCCAGAAGGAAGAGUCAGUUAAAGGCAGAUGUGCUUCAGUUUCAGGAAAUUCAGAAAAAAUGUGUGCCGAGACAGGAAUGGACUCCUGUGAAGCUCUGGAUUUUUCAUGGGACUUGCCUUCUGGCAUGAUGACUCCCUUGACCAUGUCACUUCUUGACACUGAGACGACAGACAUUCCAGAGGAAGACCCUUCCCACAAGCUGCAAGGAAAGGCUCUUCAGGUGGAGGAAAUGGUGGAAAAGAAGCCCUUUAGGCCCAGAAAACAAUUGGAUGAGGACUACAGCCAGUUUCUUGGAAACAGCAUGAAUGAAAUAGAUCACUACAAAAGUGAAGCUGUCCAGGUGCUCUCUCCACAAGCCAAGACCAAGUGCCUUCCACAGUCCUGUUACAGCCCAAAGGUUCAUUUCUCCAUGGGAGAUGUAUCACCCUUGAGUGAGGUAGGUGGUUGUAUUUGCGGAUUUUCUGCUGGAGAUGCUGGCCUGCUAGAUAUUUUCUCUCCAUGCACAGAAAGUGAAGGAACUUUGGUUCUUAGUAAUCUGCAGUUCAGUGGAUAUGUGGCUAGUCCACACUAUGAUGCUGACACUGAAACUACCAUGAUUGCCUCAUUGAACUGCUCAGGACAAUUCAGUCUGGAUGAAAAAGAGAGCUCCAAGCCCAUGAUGCAGCUCAACCCUAUUGAAAUGCUAGAAAAGGCUUCCAUUUCAAGUGCAUUGUUCAUCUCUGAUAGUGCAGGAAAAAUGCAAUCCUCCAAAGAAAGCAUGCCACUGCAGUCCAGCUUGGAAUUCGGGAAACUGGAGCAUGAUCAUGCACAAGAAGCAUCCAAGUUGACAUUCAGCAGUGAGGAAAUGGCACUCCUUAAGAACAAACUUAUUCAGAGAGUGUUCACACAGGAUCCUUUUGAUGCUGCAGAGCAGGAUGCACCAGUUGCUGUUAGGGGGACAAACCCCAGGUCUCCCAAAGACUCACUGAAUGUUGGUGGUCAACUGGAUACAUCAAAAAUGCAAAAUGAGGAAGCAAUGGGAAGGCAAUUUGUGCUCCAAAUCCGUCAAGAACAGCUGGACGAGAUGGCAGCCCUGUGUUUCCAGGAAGAGCACUUGAUCAGUCAGAUGUCAGACUUGGACUUUGAGGCCUUUGUGGUGAAACUAGAUGAAAUGCUGCUGCUGAAAUCCAGAUGUAUCCAAAGGAUGCGAACCCAACUUCAGCCGCUUCUAGCCCCUUCUUUGAAUGGGACAGCACUACAGAGAACUUCCCUGCCUGAGCCAUGAAUUGCACAGCUGCCACUCCAUCACUUUCAGUGGCCAGUGCUGGAUAGCAGAGAGGACUGUAGGAGUUGGGGGCUUAUACUUAGCCUCUGUUUCAGGAACGGACUGAGGACUGAUUCCAGAUAAAGAAAUGCAGCUGAAGUCCAAAGAGGCUGUGGGCCCUAGCAUUCACUUCUGCUGUCACUUUCCAAAGUCACACACAGCCGCUGCAAAAAUGAUCUCUCUCCCCUGCUUCAGGGACCAUCACAGCAGGGACAGACUUCUGUACUGCAAAAUAACAUUUACUUUUCAAAGUGAUAGAAUUUUUGUACCAGCUUUGUGGUUUCUAAAGGAACUGAAGCUGUCUGGGGAAACAGGGGACCGACUAGUCAGAACUGCAACUAGGGAAGCAUGUGAAAUAAUGCCAGGAUGCUUAAAUGGCUCCUGAGAAAAGGGCAUAGACUAUUUUCCCCAACUGUGCUACAUAUUUAUCAGUUGGUACGGUAGCAUGUACCUGCUACAGAUUGCUUGCUUGCUCAAGACUGUUGGGUUGAGCAUCACUUUGGUCUACCUAGCGGAACCUCCUCCCAAGAUCCUUGCAAAGAAGAGUUAGAAACGAGCUGCCUUGCUGCUGUUUGCAGCUUUCCCAGCAGCAUGGCAACCCUCAUCUAACAGUGGUGCUCUCUUGCUUCGUCAGGUAGGAUUUCUAACCAGGAGCUUUGGCAGAACUGAGCAGUUUCCCCAAGGUAUCAGAUGAGCUAGUCUUCCACCAGAAUCUGUGAAUGUCUGAUGUAUGGAAACAUUGCAAAAAGGAAGCAAGACACCUGGACAGUGGCUUUGCAGACACACUGCCUCAUUUGUAGUUGCCAGAGGUUGGAGCUUUGUAAGGAAGAGGUUACAGCCUUUGUGCAAGUAGCAAUAGGUGCAAGAGAAGUUUACAAAUUUGCUUAAGUACAAAACAGACAAAACAUAGAAGCAACUUAUUAAAUGCAGGUGUGGUACAGUAGACAGGGCAAAGCACUGAUGCAUUUUUCACUGGGAAAUGCCUGGCAUGCAUCGUGCUACACAUCAGCAGAACACAGUACUAAUCUAGAUGUCACCAACUGCUGCCAGUUUGACCUGUUUCCUUAUAGAAAUCACAAAUGCAGGAAUCAAGAUUUAGCCUGCCGUCCUUCAAAAUACUGAGGAGAAUGGGCUUUGAACAUCUUGAGCUGGGUUUUACUAAUUUGGGAGAAACCUGGGAGUUGUAAUUGGUGCACUUUUUUCAGCCCAAUGUUAACCUGGAUUCGUGAAUACUGUAUUGGAGCUGGCUGCGCAGGCAACUGUACCACCCUGCCUGGCCUGGUGAUACUAGACCAUGUCCAUUCCCCUCAUCUCAGGGACGGAACAGUACCAGCAUCUGUGUGGCUGCAGUGGCCAGAGCCGGCUCUCCUCUGUAAUCAGUGAUGGAGCUCGAACUCAUCUCCCGUGCCGUUCAAGCUUUGACCUGUAACAGCAGACAUCUCCUUUCAUACCUACCAAACACAGGGAAACCAGGACAUAUUCAAAGCAAUAGCAACCAAAAGCGCUAUUGCUUUGAAUAUGUCCCGGUUGUCCUGUGUUUGGUAGGUAUGUCUGCUCCACUUCUUUGAAAAGGGGAUGUUAUAGGGAUAUGGAGUUCAGCACAGACAGACCUGUGCACCACGGGCAAAGGCCAAAGAUUAGGCACAGGCAUGGCAGACACAUUGCUCCUGCUCUGCAGUAGUGUCUGUCUUAGCAAAACAGUUGAACAGCUGAAUGAGGGAGUAUUACUCAAGAACUCUGCACUAAUGCAGGAGAUUGGUUCUAGGAGUGCCUUGUUUAAGAGACAAGUCCCAAAUAGCUAUGCAAGCUGCUGCCAAGUGAAGCUUUAAUACACAUCACUUUUAUACAGAUUUUGCUGAAACCAUUUCCCUCCAAAUAAAGAUGUAUUGACUACA
This is a messenger RNA of Hemicordylus capensis (graceful crag lizard), 7173 nucleotides long. RefSeq names its product kinesin family member 24 (gene KIF24). The record is from RefSeq and is a predicted model, not a curated record. Gene Ontology annotation, molecular function: microtubule binding; ATP binding; microtubule motor activity. Gene Ontology annotation, biological process: microtubule-based movement. Lineage: Eukaryota; Metazoa; Chordata; Lepidosauria; Squamata; Cordylidae. Bases 1073 to 5239 code for a protein of 1388 amino acids. The transcript is spliced from 17 exons.